AUGUCAGCAAAAGUCCCUGUCUGGCCUGUCAGACAAAUACGCCUUCUCACAUUUGCCAUAUGUGGGGAAGUAAAGUAUCAACUUACUGCUAUCCGCAAACGACGUGACGUGCAUCUCCGUCUGGCGAUCAGCCGCCGGUGGCGCUGGUGGGGCAAAAUAGCCACGACCGCUCUGAUCCCAGUGGUGUGCCUUGGUCAGAGUGCCGUCAUGGAGGGUGCCAGACGCGGACUGCUCAAUGCGCUGUCCAGGAACAUCAUCGGCCUCCCCAUGCCCGCAGCCCGAUCUUGUGCGCUCAAGAGGGCGACCGGGAAUUACAUGCACAUGUCAAGCCCACGGAAAAAGAUGGCUAGUGGAAGCAGAGAACAUCUACCACUUGGAUUACCCGUACGAUCUCAGCUUAUGCCAUGCGUGGCCUUAGUUUGCACCGUGUCUCUCGCAUAUGCUCUUGCUCCCAACUCAAGCUUUGUCCCCAUUGCUUCAGCCUGUGGACCUACAACUGCCAACAUCACUUGCAUUCACCGUUAUGGUAGUGUCCUACCUCCCUCCUUUUGGCGAGACUCAGAUCCAAACGUUGGCUAUUCGGGAACACUGGUUCCUGACGAUCCUUCAUGGGCCGCCCUCGUUCCCACUGCCGACUUCCUCCCAUGUUCGUUCCGGAGCUCAAUACCCUCUUCACAACGCAGGAUGGGCCCCCUGGGAACCUCUCUAAUAUUGCCAUCGACCUGA
Molecule: messenger RNA, 726 nt
Organism: Plenodomus lingam JN3
Lineage: Eukaryota; Fungi; Ascomycota; Dothideomycetes; Pleosporales; Leptosphaeriaceae
Source: RefSeq, a predicted model, not a curated record